AUGGUCUGCGAUUUCUUCCAUCCCCAAGUCGGCGGCGUCGAGGGCCACAUCUAUAGCCUCAGCGUCGAGCUCAUGAGGCGUGGUCACAAAGUCAUCGUGGUGACGCACCACCGCGACGAGCGCCGAGGUAUUCGCUACCUCGCGCCCGGUCUCAAGGUCUACCACAUCCCAUACGUCUCCAUUGCCUCGUCGGCGACGCUGCCAAACUACCUCCUCUUCUUGCCCUAUAUCCGCACCAUCCUCAUCCGCGAGUCCGUCGACAUUGUGCACGGCCAUGCAACCCUCUCGUCCAUGGCCCAUGAGGCCAUCCACCACGCCCCGCUCCUGGGUGUGCGGACAGUGUUCACCGACCACUCGCUGUUUGGGUUUUCCGACGCAGUUGGCGUGUUGACAAACAAGUUGCUCGCCAGUGUGUUGCGUAACGUCGACGCCGUCAUUUGCGUGUCCAACACCGGCAGGGAGAAUACAAGUCUCCGCGCAGAGAUUGAGGCGGAGCGCGUGAACGUGAUUCCCAACGCGCUGGUGCCGAGCCAGUUCCAGCCAGACCCGAGCAGGGCCAGUAAAGAGAUUACCAUUGUGGUGAUCUCCCGCUUGGUCUACCGCAAGGGUAUUGACCUCCUUAUCGCUUCGGCCCCUACCAUCUGCGACCUGUUCCCCGAGGUCAAGUUCAUCGUUGCCGGCGACGGACCCAAGAUGGUCGACCUCCUGCAGAUGCGCGAAAAGUAUGAACUCGAGGACCGUAUCGAGUUUGUCGGCGCUGUCCGUCCUACAGACGUACGCGAUGUCCUCACCAGCGGCCACAUUUACCUCUCAACCUCCCUGACCGAGGCAUUUGGCACUGCCAUCAUUGAGGCAGCCUGUGCAGGUCUGCUUGUGGUCGCGUCCCGCGUCGGCGGCGUCCCCGAGAUCCUGCCUACUGAAAUGAUCGAGUUUGCUCAUGCAGACGAAGACGACGUGGUGCGCGCUCUCUCCACAGCCAUCAAGACCGUAAAGGCGGGCAAGCACGACCCGCUCAAGGCCCACGCCCGCAUCCGGGACAUGUACUCGUGGGCCCAGGUGGCUGAGCGCACAGAAACGGUGUACGAGCGAGUCAUGAGCACACCCGAGCGCGGGGAGGGCGAGCGGCUGGCAAGGCUGCUGGGACUGGGACCUGUCAUGGGCCUGAUCAUGUGCUUUAUCCGAGGCGUUGAGUGGUGGUUCUUCGUCGUCGUUUGCUGGUUCUGGCCCGCAGACGAAAUUGAUGUGGUCCCAGCUGGUUGGGAUGCCUCGUCGUUUGGUAAAGCGGUUGAGCAGGAGAAACAGAGCAAGGAUUUCAGCCAACCACGCGAUUGA
Apiotrichum porosum is the source of this 1332-nucleotide messenger RNA. RefSeq lists its product as uncharacterized. Gene Ontology annotation, molecular function: phosphatidylinositol N-acetylglucosaminyltransferase activity. NCBI's taxonomy places the organism in Eukaryota, Fungi, Basidiomycota, Tremellomycetes, Trichosporonales, Trichosporonaceae. The coding region runs from base 1 to 1332 and encodes 443 amino acids. Gene Ontology annotation, cellular component: glycosylphosphatidylinositol-N-acetylglucosaminyltransferase (GPI-GnT) complex. The transcript is spliced from 3 exons. Gene Ontology annotation, biological process: GPI anchor biosynthetic process. The record is from RefSeq and is a predicted model, not a curated record.